CACCUGCUGUCCUUUCUGUGAAUCAGCUCCAUCAAUCACAGUUCUGCAUGCAGUUGUGCGUACACUGACACUCACACACUUCCACGCAGGAAAUAUGUUGAAUGCUUUUAUGAAAUGGAGAAGAAUGAGGCCAUGAGUCCUGCAGGAAGGCGGGGUGGCAGGAGGUAAAGGACUGCAGUGCCAUUGUAUAGACUCUGCCCAGGUGUAGGGGACAUUCAGUCUGACAGCAGCCAUAGGUGGAACUGACUGUCCUCUAUCCACAAAGGGGAGAAAAUAGAAAAAAGGUAAAAGAUAUUUUCCCUGCAGGGGGACAUGACCUUCAGCCAGCAUUAAAUCUUUCCCUCCCUCUCCCUCUCUCAAAAAAAAAAAAGCCCACUUCAAAAAUCUCUGCUUGCCGCUCCUACACUCAAUUAUGAUGCAGGUAAUCUGUGUGGUAUUGGAGAUUAAAGUUUAAUUAGGGCAAGCGGAGUAAUUCUGGCCUGGGUUUAAUCUAAUCAUGCCGCACUGGUUGCCUGUGAUGUGCCCUAAUGUCUGUCUGCGAUGGAGCGGGGAUCCAGUAUGGCUUUUCAUCAACAGAGAACAAAGGCUCCUGUCAUCCUCAUCUCCCUCUGCUGGCUUGGCUGUGCUCCACAAGCACAUUCACACUCGCCCAACCCUGUCCAGACGCUGUCCCCAGCCAGUCCACACAACAGACAGAAGGAGCACCCUAGCUAAAGCCAUGCAGUCCUUCAGAGAGAGGGGUGGUUUCCAGGGCAACCAGCGCUGCUACCAGCAGGAACCCCAUGAAUUAUCUCGCCUUGAGAAUUACAGACAUCACAGCCAGACUGGACAAGGCUAUGAGGUGCACUCUCUUUCUGCUGCAGGGAUGCCAACAGCAGGAACAAGCUCCAAGGACUGUUAUGGGCAGCAGCCCUACCCCAGCUAUGGCAGCAGUUCAGAUCAGAGCAAGAAACCAUACAGAGGAGGAAAAGCUACAAGCCAGCACCUGCAGGCUGGGUACAGUAGCCACGUGAAUUCUGGAUAUUCAUCCCAGUAUUUGAGUGAGGGACACUUACAGCAGAAGUGGGAUGAGUCUGGUCAGAUAUCUCAGUACGAACCUGACAUUGCGGGACAUCUUGAGCCUGGGCCCAGUGGCUCAUCACAGUAUCUUGAGCAGAACAUUUUAGCCAUUUCACAAAGCCAAUGCCACCUCCCCUCUCAACCCUCUGCCCCUGUAUAUACAAGCCCCCAUCAGCAAGGUCAUCCUUCCAAUCAUACUCAAUCUCCUUUAAUGUACCCACAGAGCCACAUUCAUUUCCCUCAACACUCCCAACCACCCUCCUCCACUUCAUCAUCAUCAUCAUCAUCAUCAUCAUCAUACAUGGAAAAAUGCAAUUCGAUUCCUCAUGGCUACAAAAGUGGGUAUGGAAUGCCACCUAAUGCCCAGUAUUCAAGACAACUGGGUAACCACAGUACACUGAAGCAGAAUAGCUAUAGGCCACAAAAUAAUUAUGGCUACCAACAGCCUCCUUCAAGGGCUGGAUUUGAACAACCGACUUCCUUGCAGGGAAUGUCAGGUACGUCAGAGAGUCUUCAAAAAUUCCCACAUUAUACACAGACCCAACAAAACUACUGUAUAACAGAUAUUUCUGUGAGGUCACCUGAACAGUAUUACCAGAACUGCAGUCCAAGCUCCAGCCACUCACCUGCAAGGUCUGUGGGCAGGUCACCUUCAUAUAGCUCCACACCUUCACCCUUAAUGCCCAAUCCUGACACAUUCCAGUAUGGCCAGCCAAUCAACCCUUCCUCCACUUCUGCAAAUCUGCAAGAUCCAAACAUGUUAAUGCCUCCCCACACCCACCCAUCUCCAAGUGUUAAUCACCAACCUCAGAGCUACUCCAGUUCUAUGAAGGACCGUUUUUCUGAGAAGCUUUUUUCUAACCCGAGCUUGUGGAGCCUUAAUGCUCUGACAUCUCAGGUAGAGAACAUUUCCAACAACGUCCAACAAUUAUUGCUCUCAGAAGCUCUUAUGGCCAACAAAAAAUGUAACAAGCGAACCAGCCAAAAAGGAGAGGAAUAUAGGGGCCACUUAAAGGGAAUGGAGGACUCGUGUCCUGAGAGCCAACAUGGCCCUCUUCCCAGUGACUCUUAUGGAACCCCAAGAUCUAUGCCUGCCGAUCUUCUAGAAGUAGGAUAUUCAAGCAGCACUGAAGAUCAGGUGGAACGUAACUACUACUUCUUUGGUCAGGGAAAAGGUCCAACACAUACGACACAUUCGACACAUUCUCAAUUGAGUCUGGACACCGUUUCUACCUGCUCCGUAAACUCAACAGAUGACAUGUCUGUUAGGUCUGGGGACUCAGAUCGGAGUAUACAGAGUGCAGCCUCUGAAGAUAAUCUAAGCUGUGACCCAAGGGUACAGAGAUUACCAUUUGGAGAGGAGCAGCAAGGUUCCCUCAGAAGCAUCAGAAACGAAAGAUCCCCUAUUAGUGUAACAGCCCCAAGCCCCAUGAAGCAGGAGAGUAAUUCUCCAAUAGGCAUAAAGCAGUCUGAGAGUACUCAGAAGGAGAAUUUUGAGGAAUCUGCCUGGACUGAGAGGAUAGCUGAUGAAAAAGAAAUUGGUAAAAUAAAGCUUCCCACAGAGCAAAAGUGCAAAGGAGAAGUUUUUGAGGCAAAUGAGAAACGACCAGAAUGGUUAGAGGAUGAGAAGUGCCCCUCAAUUUUUCAUAAAUUAAAUAAAGAAGUGUCAAAUGAAAGCUAUUCUUAUGAAACAGAAGGUACCAUAUAUCAGAAGCUGAAAAACAAAUAUGAGAUAGAGGAAGAAAAUUUUGCUGGGAAGUGUUGUAACACCAGCUGCAAAAAAAUUGAAGAUUCAGAAAUGAAAUCUGAAAUAUUCAAAUCAGAAUCACAAAAUAAUGGUGAGGACCCUAUAACGGAAUCACCAGCUAUUUCAAAAGAUGUGCCUGAGUCUAAUCUAUAUUUGCCUAGGAAAGAGGAAAGCUCUGAGACACCUUAUCUCACCUCUGAGUGUGAAUCUUUCGAGGAAAGGCUGUUAACCUCUGAGAGACGGAAUAAUGUUUUCAAGGAGCAACAGUCUGCCCCAUCCUAUUCAGUUCCUGCAGUAAGAGAAAAUGGAAGUUUGACAUCAAAUGAAGACGUGAUUAAUAACCAAGCAAAACUAGAAGAGUCUUCUACAGAAGCCUAUAUUAAUCAAGAUGAAACAGAAAGUGAACCAGUGUGUGUGGUCACCAAUGAAACAGCGGAGACCCUUGCCCAAGACGUAGCUCACAGAAGCAGUGAAAGGACAUCAGUCACAUGUGACAAUGCACCUCAGUCUCACCUUGUCAGAAGUGGCUUCUCGGCUCUCAAUGAGAAAACAACACCUCAGAAUCAGGCGAGGGACCACAUUGAUCACAGUGAUGCAAAGGUGCUGGAGCCUGACUCUCCUCAGUUGCCAGGCAAGUCAAUAAUAUCCUCUGCACCAUCUUGGGCUGAUACUCCACCCUCUCCACAGAAAGGUGAUGAAGAUGUGGAACCAGGUAUAAGCUGUCCUAGUGCAACUAAACCAGAGCCCAUGGCCCUAGUUGCACAUCCAAGACUAUUAGGCAGAAAGCAUGCACGGGGUAGGAGAAGAUUAAUUCAUUCAAAUGCAGGGAUUAGGAGUGUGGAGAGUAAUGGGGUGCCGCCAUCUCCUCAAAAGCCCAGUAUGCUCUCAAGUAACAGUGCCAACUUUUCUGAUCAGAUGGAGGCUGUUCAGCUGGAUAUUAGCAGUCACACACCAAAACUCCUCACAGAAGGUUUACCAUCCCGUAUGUGUACUCGCUCUUUAGGGUCACAAAGUACCCCAAAGGUUUUUUCUCAAGAUAGAAGGAAAACAGGUCCAAAGCCCGUUUCAAAACCUGGUCCAAAACCUGGCACAAAGCCUAGUUCUAAGCCUGUUUUAAAACCAAGUCCAAAACAAGGACUAAAACCUGGACAAAAACCAGGCCCAAAGCCAAGUACCAAACCUGGUGCAAAGCCUUCUUUAAAGUCUGGUCCAAAGCAAAAUUUAAAACCUGGGCCAAAACCUGGGGCUGUGCCAAGUGUUAAACCUAGUUCAAAGCCUGGAGCAAAGCCUGCUGCUAUACCCGCUUUAAAGCAGAGUCCAAAACCUGGUUUAAAGCCUACAGAAGGAGUGAUUCCUAAGGGCCCCGGUCGGCCAAAAGGCCUCAACUCCAGAAUCAAAUCAGUGAAAUAUGAAAAUAAUAUGGAUGCCAUCACAGAGCAUAUUGAAGACACAAGCUGCAUAAAUGAAACCCCUGAACAACAGGAAAAUACUGCAGUCAGUCUGAAAACUGUUGUUGAUAAUACUUUGCACACUUCAAUAGACAGCACAAUAGGUUCCUCUUUGGACACUGCUUUGGAUACUUCCUUUGUAAAUUCUGUAGCAAAAGAUCAAAAAUCCAUGGUAUUAAGAUCUCGGAAGCAAAAACGGGAAAAGAUAACAGAAGACAAGGAGAAAGAGAGAGAUACAUCAACUGAGGCAUCAGCAAUAAAAACCACUGAGUCACAUACACAGAAAGUAGCUGCUGUUCAGCCUUGUGAGAACCAAACAUCAAGCUUAAAAUCAUCCAACCAUGAGGAUAUCAGUACAGAUUCACUUAACGAACAGAUUGUGUCAGUAUCAAUCAAGAGAAAAUCUAGUUUACAAGCCCCAGACCCAGUCAAAAAAAAGAAAAGUUUGAAAGUUAGUCAAACAAAAAUACAAGAACCUCAGCCACAAGAGUUAAUAGCAGAAGCCCAAGGUUCUAAGGGAAGGAGAAAGCGAGGCUAUAAAUUAGAACCAUCUGCUUGCAGCACUCUGACCAAAGAUAACAUUCCCUUGGAAGAAAUCAGUGACACACCUUGUGUGCCUCCUCACUGUCCUACAAAAACUAAAUAUCUGCCUCCUAGGAAAGGCAGAGGACUAAAAUAUGAAGCAAUGGUUCAGAAAAUCACUUCCCCAGCAUCCAAAAAACAGCUUUUAAAUAUCCAACCAGAUGUUGUGCUAGAGGAAUUAGCAUCCAAGCAAUCACCCGAACUACAGUUAACAGAAAAAAGAAAGACUGUAAACACUGCAACGGCAACACAAGAGGAGGGUGAGAGUACAGUAAGCAUUGAGGAGACUCCAGAAGCAGCAUGUAUACAAACUCAUCGAAAGAAGCACAGAAAGUGGGCCACAGUGGAGAGCAGUGACACACCAGAUGUAGCAGUAGGGACUGGUAGCCUCAUUAUCAACACACCAAGGUUAGCCAAACAGAGAGCCAUUAAAAAUAACCAUGAGAUGCAUCUGAAGCAACGGAAGAAAAGAAGAAAAGGCGCCGAGCUUGCAAAGAGUGUGCCAACUGUGGAAACACAUGAGCAUACUGAUGCAUUCAGCUCUCCUCCAGCACCUCCACUGUCACCACCAACAACUUUCUCUCUCUUUCCAAACGCAGAAGAAAAGACUCAGGGUGAACAGCUUUCAAUAGAGAUAAGCUCAACAGCAAAUAAACCGAAAAGAGGCAGGCGGCCAUCACUUAAAAAGAAACAGGAAGACUUCGGUCAGCAACUAGGAAAUGAAGAAGGUCAAAAGAUCAAGAAAAAGCCUGGUCCUAAAAAAAAGAUCCAACAGAAUAACAACAGUACCAUUAAGGUCACUGUGAAAAGACUUAAGCCCAAAAUAAAAUGCAAAAAGAAACAUGUUCCUACUGUAAAAGGGAUAUUGACAGACUUUUUAAAAACACAGGAAAGUGAAGGCAAGCAUUCUUUUAAACCAUAUGUGCACAUUGACAGCUUCAAAAAGCGUGCUUCCCUUUGUACAAUCGUAAACAAACCUGAGGAAAAGCAUCUGCUCGUCCAGACAAAAAAAAAGAAUUUGGGAAAAAACAAAACAAUAUCAAACUCCUCAAUAAUGCUCCAGGGCCCCUUAGUUAACAGAAGCCUAACUGACAGGUGUCUCAUAUGCUGCCUGUGUGGAAAACCAGCUAAUUACAGAGAGCUUGGGGAUUUGUGUGGCCCAUACUACCCUGAAAACACCAUACCACGGAAAACACUGUCUUUAACAUACCAUGAAGACUUCAGGCAAAACAGAGACAUGGACCAAGCCAAGGUAGAAAUGUGCAGUACUGAGCAAAUCAAAGAUAUGAAGAGAGAGGGAGUAGAAGGAUCAUUUCAGGAGGGGACAAGUGAAGGAGAUUGCAGGCAGGUGAUGAGAGAAAGAAGGGCACAACUUAGAAGUCAUCUUGGCUUACGGACGAGGUUCAAAAGACUGCAGCUGUUGCAAGGCAGAGCUGGUGGAGGAGUUCCCCCUGCUGGUGAGGAGGGCUUUUACUCUGUUCUACAAAGGUUACAGCUGGAGGCUGAGGUUAAUGAGCACUGGGCACAUGAGUCCUGCACCGUCUGGACCAGUGGCGUGAUCCUAAUCGCAGACAAACUUUAUGGACUGAAGGAAGCUGCACAGGAAUCUACACUCACAAAAUGCUCAAAGUGCCAGAGUGAAGGAGCCUCCAUCGGCUGCAGCUGGAAGAACUGCAUUCAUAAAUACCACUAUGUCUGCGCCAAAGAGACAGGCUGCAUAUUCGAUGAAGACACUUUCUUGAUAAAAUGUCCAAAACACCAGGCAAUGUAAUAUAGGAGUUCGAAGACUUUCAGCCAGCAUGGACAUAACAUCUUCCUGUGCAACUGAACUCAAAACGGCUUCGGCUGAAGCACAAAGGUACUGUAGCAAUACUGACCUGAGACCAGAUCAUCUCUGCAUCCAAACUACAAAGCCCUGAGGCAUCCCGUUACAAUCUGCUCCCCACCCUCAUCCACCCUUGCAGCAUCCACCGCCUGUCUGGGCAGCUUCUCUCUAUUUAAAAAAAAAAAAAAAGAAAAAAAAGAGCUGUUGGUCAAAAAAAAAAAAAAAACCUGAUUGUGCCACUCAUCCAUUUGAUUCCUUUUUUUCCUCCCCAAUCUUUCUUUUCUGGAAGGGAUGCUAUCAGUCGGAGACACCUGGAGGCAGAUUUGGCUGGCAGCCCUCUCUAGCGGCCCAAGCCCUGCCACCGUUUGGCACAGAGGCAUGCCUGGUGAUUUUGAAAGGCAUUCAGAUUUGAAGAUGUCAUGCAUCAAGCACCCACUGGAUGUAAUUCAAUAUCUGCUUAAGUGUUAUUUUAAAAAAAAUGUACAUGGUGUGCUAUACAGGUCUAAAUAUUCUGAAAAAGACAAAAUAUUAUUUUAAUAUGACGCUCUUCCAACAUGUAAUUUGAUGUGCAUUUGCAAACAUGGCACCACUUAGACGGCACUAGUAUCUGUCCAAAUAUGUGUUCUCAAUGCAGCAGUAUGUACAGGUCUGCACCUUAAACAAUGUAAGGGCCUUUUCUUUACUGAAGACUGUUUCGUUUCUAACGCUGAAGUGAAAAACAUGAAAAUUGAACCGGAAGAGAACAUUAACCGAUGCGCUUUACCAUUCACCACUAUGCUGUACGCGACGAACACAAUAUUGUAGGCUGUUUACGUUACUCCACAUUCAGCCCAUCACAGUAUUAAACACAUAAAUGAUUAAGUUAUUCUUAUGAUGAUUCAUUUGAAGUAAUUGUAUAUAUAAGUAUUUGCUGCUGUUUAAAUGUAAGAUGUGAUGUACUAUUCUAAUGGUGUAUAGUAUUUCUUAGAGAUGUUUAUUUUCUAUAAAACAAAUAUGUUAUUGCCUUUAAAACGUUAUUAAAAACAAUGAAUUCAAAUGCUUUUUCAGAAUUGUAUUUGUCCACAUUACCCAUAGGAUUUAUUGCAAUGUUUUGAUGUUUUAACGAGAUGUUUGGAAUGUUAUUUGUAUUGCUGCCAUCAAAUACACUGGAUUUGUGAACAUC
Molecule: messenger RNA, 7823 nt
Organism: Silurus meridionalis
Lineage: Eukaryota; Metazoa; Chordata; Actinopteri; Siluriformes; Siluridae
Product: retinoic acid-induced protein 1
Biological process (GO): circadian regulation of gene expression; regulation of transcription by RNA polymerase II
Cellular component (GO): nucleus
Source: RefSeq, a predicted model, not a curated record